UGCAGCAAAGUGGUCACCCAUGAUUUGGAAUGGCUGAAGUUAUCCGUAUUGCCUUUGUUGGCAGCCUAGAGUAUCUUCUUUUGCCGAAUGCAUGGGUCACUUUGGCAAAAGGUGAUCUGACGAUGCACGUCACUAUCCCCUGGCUCCUCUCCCCUCCCCCGCUGUCCCUUGUCAAGCUCCCUACGGCCUCUCGAAACAUUACCCUUCCCGACUCCACCGAGCGCGCUCGUGCUGCCGUCGCUGGUGGCCUCCCCCAAAGCCUGGUCGAAGUCAAGCGUGAAAUUGCGGCUGCCGAUCUCAACGUUGAUUUCUACAAGACUGUGCCUCUUGACUACGAAGAGUACAAGAGUGCACGCGAGGAGAUCGAAGAGUCGUUCCGGCGGUUCGACUACAAUCCUUUCAAAGGCAAUAUAACGAUCCGAAUGAACAGCCCGAUACACGAUAAUUUCGCCGGUUUGGUCGACAACGCUUGGGUCAGAGCUUUUUCCGCAUCCCUCUUGUCUUCCCGCAUCUACCUAGACAAUGAGAAACAACCCUCAGUUCCUGUUGUUGACGACGACAAGAGAGAGCAGAAAGGACCAGACCUUCAGUACUCUCAUGUCAAGUCAAAGCACCCUGGCGUAGUCGUCGAAGUCGCUUAUACUCAAAAAGCCAAGAAACUUGACAAGCUUGCCGAGGCUUAUAUCCUCGGAACCAAAGGAAAGAUCCGUGUCGUUGAUGGAUGUGGACGCAUAUUGGAAGCUGAGCAAGUCGUCAAAGCAAUGCCUUUUUGUGACGCCAACCAGCGGCCAGUGAACCAGGGCCACGAACUCACCAUCAACCUCCACGACCUGACCGCCAAGAAGGACCUUCUCGUCGACGUCCAAGACCUAUCCAUAUCAUUUCGAUAUGACGAGCUUUGUGGUUUUUUAUACGAGAUGGAGGAGAUGCAACAAUGCCGAGAGGCAGAGGAAAGUGAGGACGAGAUGCCAACCGAGCCCAAGCGACGAAUUUCCAGCUCACCUGAGCAACUCACCUCUGAGGAUGAGGAAGAAGAAUUGCAACAAGACACCAAGGGCGACCGCUCUUUCUCUUGCCCAGUGGGACACCUGACGCGUCCCAAUGUGUCAACCCGGUCGUCUUCAAAGCAACCUGCCUCUGAAGAUACCGGUGCGGGACUUCCCAUCGCAAAGCGCCAGUCCAAGCGACCCAUGACGCAGCGACGAGAGGAAUGAUCCUAUCGCUGGUUUGGAUAGCAAGUUUUGACGGGUGAUGUUGACUUUGGACACACUCUCUUGUAUGGCGGUUCUGGAGUACCAUGAUGUUGCUUGUAUAUGGCUGAAGACAGAUUGGACAUGAAGCAUAGAAUCCUGUAGAGUGAGAAGUUUGCUUGCCGCGGUUAUAGUUAGAUGUCUAUUAGGGUGAGAGAAUAAACUGGUUAAAG
Fusarium redolens is the source of this 1423-nucleotide messenger RNA. RefSeq lists its product as uncharacterized. The record is from RefSeq and is a predicted model, not a curated record. The transcript is spliced from 5 exons. Lineage: Eukaryota; Fungi; Ascomycota; Sordariomycetes; Hypocreales; Nectriaceae. Bases 30 to 1214 code for a protein of 394 amino acids.